Messenger RNA from Ruditapes philippinarum (Manila clam), 1996 nucleotides. Its product is annotated as xanthine dehydrogenase-like. The record is from RefSeq and is a predicted model, not a curated record. Lineage: Eukaryota; Metazoa; Mollusca; Bivalvia; Venerida; Veneridae. The coding region runs from base 579 to 1472 and encodes 297 amino acids. The transcript is spliced from 8 exons. Gene Ontology annotation, molecular function: oxidoreductase activity; iron ion binding.
AUUUGACUGUUAUGACAAUGGCGUUUGCUCGCUCACGUGAUUUUAUCCGUACGCAUGAUUUUCUGCUGUGUACUUAGCUUCUUUACAAAUCCAAAUAUAGCUUUAAGCUUUCAGGGCAUUUUUGUCAAAAUUGAGAAGGAGCCUGGGCCUGUUCAUUUUGUGAAAAAGCGCUAUAUGUAAUAAAAUUGUGAAAAAAAAUCAAAUUAUUUGGCAUUCCGCAACAUCAGUUUGCUAUAAACGCUUGAUUAUAAUUUCUGACAUUGUAAAAUCUGCUUCAAGUAAGUUCUUUAACCCGGUUUACAUGCGCUAAAACCAUUUAACUUGAUUAAACCUAUGUCCGUGUUAUUGCAAUUUGCGUAAAUCUAGUUUUACCGGAAGGUAAACAAUGUAUUCCGAAGACAAAGUCCCAAUUAUUCGUGAAAUCUUUUUGAUAAUUGUGAAUUUUUUUCCCGCCACUUUGUGAAAAAAAUGCAAUUUUAAAUUGUGAAGGGUCCUUAUAUCGGCCUCUGUUAUAGAAGGGAAAAAGCCUUGGCUUUAAUUAUAAAUAUAAUAAAGCAGACAUUCAAUGUUGAAAUGCAAUGCAAUAUUUUUAUGUAAAGGGUGCCGCACUUGUGAAUAUUUACUCUGACGGAUCUGUGUUGGUGGCUCAUGGAGGUAUAGAGAUGGGACAAGGUCUUAAUACAAAACUUAUACAGAUUGCAUCAAGAGUGCUGGAAAUACCUAAAGAAAAGAUUCAUACGAUCGGUAGCAGUACAAGGGAAAUUCCGAAUACCAUGAUUACAGCUGGGAGCUUUGGCACAGACCUGUAUGGACCUGCUGUAAAGGAUGCUUGUGAAAACUUGAACAAACGACUUAUUCCUUUGAAAAGUGCGAUGCCUGAUGCAACAUGGGAGAAACUGAUUUUCAAAGCAUUUUUCUCACGAGUUCAAUUGUCGGCAACUGGAUUUAACUGUCCACAAAAACAGAAAACUGAUGGUGUUUAUGAUUAUUUUACCUAUGGGGUGGCUUGUUCUGAGGUAGAGAUUGAUGUGCUUACAGGAGAAAGCCAAGUACUUCAAUCGAACUUGUACGUGGAUUGUGGUAAAAGUUUAAACCCUACAAUUGACAUCGGACAGAUUGAAGGCGCGUUUGUGCAGGGAUUAGGUAUGGUUACCUCGGAGAAUAUGGAGAUAGAUGAAAAGGGUCGUCUGAACACCUGUAGUCCACUCGGGUACAAAAUACCUAAUAUAAAAAGUAUUCCAAGAAAGUUUAUUGUCAAAUUGCUGAAAAAUCACGAUAUCGUUACAAAUAUCUAUUCUUCAAAGUCCGUUGGAGAACCGCCAUUUAUAUUGUCAUUGUCAGUCCUUGCUGCAAUAAAAGAAGCCAUACAAUCUGCGCGUGCGCAGAUCGGUAUAACUGGAUACUUCAGGCUUGAUUGCCCAGCAACAGUACAGAGAAUUCAGGAAGCUUGCGGUCUACAAAUCAAAUUAUAACUGAAGAGAAAUAGUUUGUGGAUUUGUGAAUUGAUUCACUUGAUUUUAUAGUUGAAUAACGAUAUGAAUGAGAUAGUAACAAUAUUAUACUCACGAAAAUAGUGUAACAUAUAUCUUAUAAUACUGUCAUGUGUACCAGUAUAAUCUUAAUGAACAGCCGGGAUGUUCAGUUUCAUUUUCCCUACCUCACUUUUCUAUAUACAUGUAUAUUAAAAUAUAUAUCGAAGAAACCUCUUACGAUUAUUUGUAUUUUUGCUCCAUGUCAAGAAUUUUAGAAGCAGGCAUUGUUUUAAUGAAUGAAUUUUUCCAUCUCAAUUUUUCGUUUCUAUUGUCAUGAAAAAUAGAUAUCUGCAUGUAUUAGCAAUUGACCUUCUAUCUGUAUCUGAAAUGAGCAUUAAAAUGAAACCUCAUUUGUUUGUUUUUUCCUGUAUCGUUUGAUGUAACAAAUCAGUUAUCACACUUGCAUUUAGUCAAUUUUGUUCACAUUAACUUGAUCAACAGAACCCUUUAAUCGGAUAGACAGU